AUGGCUCGGCUUCUAACAAAGACAGACCGCGUCGUCAUCGUGGGUGCAGGCGUGUUCGGUCUGAGUACUGCUCUUCAUCUGGCCGAGAGAGGCUACACUAAUGUCGCUGUCUUUGACGCACAGCCCUACGAAGCCACAAAGUAUGACUACAUUUCCGGCUGUGAUUCUGCUUCUGCCGACAUGAACAAGAUUAUCCGGUCUGCAUAUGGUGAACAAACAGAAUACCAGGACCUUUCUGGAGAAGCCAUCGAGUGCUGGAAGGCGUGGAAUAAAGAGAUUAGUACCGGUAUUUGCGUACCUGAUGGGAUGACUAAAGCCGAUAAGGUCUUCAUCAACAACGGCCAUCUCUCGUUGACUGACCGGGAUGAACUUCCUGAAUUUGAGAAAGCCACAAUCAGAAAUAUGGAACGGGCUGGCUUCAGCGAUACUCAACUCAUCACUACCGAUAGUCGUCAUCAGAAAAUCGCCAAUGACAGCGGCUUUGGUUCUGCGAUGGAUCCUUUUGGACGCAAAUCCAAAGCCAAAGGCUACCUCGGCGUCCUGGACACAACUGGGGGCAUCGCCAUUGCGGAUAAGGCUUGUCGUUUUGCCCUGCACAAGGCGAAGCAAAUGGGCGUUGCCUUCGUACUGCAUCCAGAAUCUGGCCAUUUCAAAGGAUUUUGUUACGACAGCCGAGGAAAGGUCAUCGGGAUUAGUAUGAGGGAUGGCCAAGAACACCUUGCGUCGAGGGUCGUUAUGGCAUGUGGUGGGUGGACGCCCUCCCUGAUGCCGGAGCUAGACGGCAUAUGCGAAACUACAGCCGGUUCUGUGGUGAUGCUGAAGAUACCAUCCGAAUCACCGCUCUUUGAACGGUUUGCCCCAGAAAAGUUUCCGUCCUGGUCGUACAGAAUGCGAGAUGGAGCGAUCGGUGGCCUCUACGGUUUUCCCCGAGACGACAGAGGCUACAUGAAGAUUGGGUAUCGAGGCACGAAAUAUACUAAUCCGAAGACGCAAUCAGAUGGCAAGGAGCGCAGUGUACCUAUCACGAGAUACACAGCCGACGAGAAGACUACACAAAUUCCCAAGCAAGCGUUGACAGUGUUCAAGUCCUUUAUUACAGAGUUUUUACCAGAGCUGGCUGAAGAAGGGAUUGGCAUUCAGCUGACCCGACUCUGUUGGUACACUGACUCUUUCGAUAACCACUAUCUGAUCGACAACGUGCCGGGUCAAGAAUCAGUCCUGAUUGCGACAGGCGGGAGCGGUCAUGCCUUCAAAUAUCUCCCCAAUAUUGGCAAAUGGAUCGUUGAUAUCAUGGAGGGUGUUGAUAUGGAUCGCCAGCUGAUCCAAAGUUGGAAAUGGAGGGAAACGGCAGCAGGCCGACAACCUGUCAAUGUUCUAAUGGAGGGUAGUAGCGGCCCGAGAGCCCUCAAGAAUGUGGAAAUGUCUACCGACGACGAUUUGAAGCUCUCUGCUCGACAUCGGCUUUGA
Fonsecaea erecta is the source of this 1467-nucleotide messenger RNA. RefSeq lists its product as hypothetical. NCBI's taxonomy places the organism in Eukaryota, Fungi, Ascomycota, Eurotiomycetes, Chaetothyriales, Herpotrichiellaceae. Gene Ontology annotation, molecular function: flavin adenine dinucleotide binding; sarcosine oxidase activity. The transcript has a single exon. The coding region runs from base 1 to 1467 and encodes 488 amino acids. The record is from RefSeq and is a predicted model, not a curated record.